CGGCCGUGUCCGCCAUCACUUCGCCAGCCAGGGUAACGUGCCUACGAAAACACUCGGGGCAACUCGUUCACACCUCGGCCAAGAGUAAUCGUGUGUACACCUGAGUGAGUGACGGGGACUUGUCUUCUGACGAUGGACGUACUGACAUGGAUGACGGGUAUCGUGUAUUCUUUGGUAAUCUGUAUAGGAGAGGUCUGCUGCCAGAGCACCAUUGUUAUGACCCUGGAAGAGACGGUAGCAAAGGACAAUCAUAGAAUUUCGACAAUCUUAGAAAACAUUAACAAAUACUCUGAUGAGAAAGGUCCUUUGGCCGACAUUAACUUUGAGGUCGUCAUAGUCGGGCGGAAUGGAAGCACCAAUUUGGAUAGCCUAGACAAAGUGUGUGAUAUCGUGAAGAGUGGAAUCAUAGCCAUCAUGGACAUGUCGUCACCAAACCUGGCUCCUCUCAUGAGGUCAUUCGCCCGAACUCUCGGAAUAGCAUACAUCUCAUUGGUGGAUAUCUCUUACUACCGUUACGUCACCACGUACGACGACCACAACACGCUGUUUGAGGUUGAACCGACGUCCUUUGAGAUGAUGCACGUUGUCGCCGACAUCGUUAGACAGGAGAGUCUGAACAACGUCGCCAUUGCGUAUGACUCUACUUUCGACAUACAGAACACGCCUAGACGAGUCCUGACGAACGUUCCGGCCCAGCACCUGUACGUGCACAUAUCUGAGUGGACGAACGAGACCCAGAAACAGAUCAAGAUGCUGAACGAUAUCGAGAUCAAAAACAUCUUCUUCAUCUCGAGCGUCGAUCGCGUCAAACACGUCCUCAAAGUGGUCAGUGCCAUGCAACUGCAGAACUUUGAUGUGAAUAUGUUCAUACUGACGAAGGACCCUGUACUUAUUUGCACUUACUGCCUGAAGAAUGGUCACCUUGUCUUUAUUUGGGCUCGAACUGAAGAGGUCAUGUCGGAGAGCUAUAUUAAUUUCAUGAAGUUUAAGGUCGGAAUAAACAGUUUCGGAUUCGACAGGAUUAAGGUUGACGAGGCAAUGGUGUUUGAUUUGACCAGGUUAAUUCGGCGAGCCGUGGCGAACAUGUCCGAACUGCAUCCAAUCAAAUACCCGGACUGUUAUGACGACUCGUUAACCGCAAACGAAACAGAUUUGUUGCAGAGUUCCAGAUUGAUAACGGUGCUCAGAGAGUUGCGAGAAGAUGGUGUGUUCGGUAGCUUGAUUCACGAGCGCGGAGGACUGGGUUAUAACUUCACCUUGCAGCUCUCCACCAAUGUGUAUGAAAACGGUGUCAGGAAGUCCAGCGACGUGGUAGGAAAGUGGACAGAUGGGCGGGGCCUGGAUCUGGUCAGUGGAAAACGUCUGAUUAAAUCCAACAAGAAACAACAUUACCGCGUGGUUACCGUCGCAAACUCCCCACCAUUCGUGUAUAAAACGGAUAAAGGAAACGGAACCGCUGAGUAUUACGGCUACUGUAUUGACCUUCUGAGAAGGAUAUCGGAGAUUCUUGACUUCACCUACGACAUUUACGACACGGAACUGUACGGCGCUAUGUCAGACGACGGAUCGUGGAAUGGUCUCAUUCAGGAGUUAAUUUCUAAGAAAGCUGACAUCGGCGUGGGUCCUCUCUCGGUGAUGGCUGAACGCGAGAACGUCGUGGACUUCACCGUGCCCUACUACGACCUGGUGGGUCUGACGAUCCUCAUGAAGAAGCCCAAGUUCGACUACUCGCUCGUCAAGUUCCUCAGCGUGCUCGACGAGGACGUGUGGGGCUGCAUCAUCGGCGCCUUCUUCCUCUUCAGCGUCCUCAUCAGCGUCUUCGACAAGCUCAGCCCCUUCAGCUACCAGAACAACAAGCAGGAGCAGACCAACGAGGGGCCCGAGUCGCGAGUCUUCACGCUCAAGGAAGGGAUAUGGUUCUGCAUGAUGUCUCUUACGCCACAAGGUGGAGGUGAAACCCCACGUGCGUUGUCAGGACGACUGAUUGCCGCCACCUGGUGGCUGUUUGGAUUCAUCAUCAUCGCCACAUACACGGCCAAUCUGGCGGCUUUCCUCACCGUCUCCAGGUUAGUGACGCAGGUCAAGUCGCUGGAUGACCUUUCAAAGCAGUUCAAGGUCAAGUACGCUCCCAUGAACGGAAGCAAUGCUCAGAUAUACUUCAAGAGGAUGGCUGACAUCGAAAAUCGUUUUUAUGGGCUAUGGAAGGACAUGAGCCUGGACGACACCCUGAACGUGGUGGAGCGGGCCAAGCUAGCGGUGUGGGACUACCCUGUGAGCGACAAGUACACCAAGCUGUGGGAGACCAUGAAGACGUCAGACUUCCCUAACAACGAGAUGGAGGCCAAGGACCGCGUCCUCAAGUCAGAGUUCGCCUUCAUAUCUGAUGCUACCAGUAACAAAUAUGCCACUUUAACGAACUGUGACUUGUGGGAGGUGGGGGAGGAGUUCUCAAGAAAACCAUACGCGCUCGCCGUCCAGGAGGGGUCGCCACUCAGAAGUCAGCUCUCUAACGUAAUCCUGCAGCUGAUCAACCAACGCGAACUGGAGGAGUUCAAGACCAAGUGGUGGAGCAAGGACCGAUUGCAGUGUCCCGACGUCGAGGACGAGAGCGACGGUAUCAGCAUCAAGAACAUCGGCGGCGUCUUCCUCGUCAUCGCCAUCGGCUCGGGACUGGCGCUCAUCACCCUGGCGCUCGAGUGCUACUGGUACAGCUACAAGCCGCAGAAGAGGAAGAAGCUGUACGCAUGCGCGUCGCAGGCGCAACUCACGGCAAACGUGUCUACAGUGUCUUUGGCGAACGGGCCCACCAGCAACGAAGCGGUAGUUAAUGGGAGGGUAGGUACCAAAGACAUGGAUGGUAAAGAUGGUGGACAUGGAAAUGGAGGGUUAUAUGAGCUGGUGGAACGUCUCUAGGCAAUCGUGCGCCAUAGGCAAUCAUGCUAAUAUGAGUUGGCUCGGCAGGGCCGUAUCCAGCGAGGGAGAAAUUGGGGGUAGUGCCAUCCCAGAAAAUACAAAAAAGUGUCCUUUUUAGAGUAAAAUGCUCUUGUUGUCGAGCUGGAUUAGACUAUCAUUGUAAUGGUUGUUUCUCUGCUGUUCUACUACUCCCACUCGAGCCAUUUUCGCCUAGGUACGAUCCUGGUUGGCUUUAUUUAAAUCAUGGUGAGAUUUGACAAGGCAGGUUUAUUGGAAAAGAAAAAAAUCAAUUCCAGUAGAAAGAAUACUGGACAAAAAACCAUAUUUGUCACCAAACAGUUCAAACAGUUAAAAACACCAUCUUGCAGUCUAAUGUAAUGUUAACAUUUGACAUGCAUUAGAAGCUUGUUUACUGUAAUGUUUGCUAGCCACAGUUGUUUAUUCUCAUCCAUAUUUACUAUGUACCACCCACUCACUCACCUCUUCACAUUGGCGCACGUAGCCGUAAAACGUGGCGUUAGAUCAAGUGAAGUUUUAUUGGAUGCUUAUAGAUCUGUAUUUUUCAAUGGUGUCGCUCAUUGCAUAUUUCAGUGUCACUGCAUUUUCCUACCGGGUGUACUGAACCGUAUCAUGUGUAUUGUGCCUGGUUACCAUAAAAUAUAUAACACGCCACAGACAGACGCAGAUAUCUUGUUCCCAUACAUUUCAAUUUUCCCGAUUCGUUGCUAACGCAGAUAUCAUGGGUCAAAGGGUUCCCAUAACUCCUACCCCCCACCCACCCACCCCGCCCGUUUGAAACGCCCUUUUUAAUGACUUUUGUCUUGGGGGGGGGGGGGGGGGGUAAUUCAUCAUUCACAAUAUACAACACUAAACUGCCCUGAAAAAAAGCGUCUUUGAUAAUCUUUCCAGGAGCAUGCCCUCCUAAGUAUCCACAAUUUACACUAAAAUUAUAUAUUUUAGAAUGUUGUGAUCCCCCUUUACAAAAUCCUGGAUCUGCCCGUUUCCAUAUAUUUCAACUUUCCCGAUCCGUCUACAACUAUGUUCUCUUUUUUCUUUUUUUAAAUAUCGCUGGUCUUCAACGAUAUAUGGGACAUGUGCGACGUCCUACUUAUUUUACAGGAACCAGCUUUUAGAUGUUUCGUUACAGAAACAACAGAACAUUAUUCCUAAAACCAAUACUUAUCUGACGUAUAAAAUGCUUAUUUUGUCGUAGUGGGUUGAACCAUAUUGCUUUAUUUCUAAGUUCUAAGUACGUUAUGAUUGGUCAGCAAUAUACAAAUGAGUUAACACUUCAUCUGCAUAUGUAGUUUUUGUUAAUACUUGUUACAUUAGCUUUCGUUUUUAUACCUCUAUACCGUAAUGUAGACUAAUGUUGAGCAUCACUUGGAAUUUUUAUCAUCGAUCAUCGGUUAUACUCAGUUUCAAGCAACCGAUCAACUUUCCAUUACACAGUUAGAAUUGUAGGAACUUAGGGAUUUGUUAUUAUUAGGACUUUAUACUUAUUGUCGUGUUCAUCGGAAUAGACCCUACAAAUCGCUAGUUUUCCAUUGAAUACUUAAUCAGCAAAUAUAAACCCCAGCAUAUUUAAAACAAUAUAACAGUUCCCUGAUCUAAACUGCAGGAAUAAUUAGUAGAAUUACAGUUAACAUUUGCCGCGACAAUCGAUUAUGGAUCUUUAUAAUCAAUCAUCACAUCGGUAGAGACCAAUCGAUCAAUUUUCGAUUAUAAUCGAUCAUUGAAACAUCACCAAUAUAGACUAAACAAAUAAAUAAUGAAAAUCAUUAAUACUCUUAUAUGUUUUAACUUUUAAGAUGCAUGUUUCCAGUUUGUAAUAAAUAUUUCUGUAAUUUAAUAUAUGUAUUUAUUAUGUAUGCUUUGAUUAUUGAAUAUUUCAUCUAGUCAUAUAUUAAGUAUGUAUUUAUUAUGUAUGCAUUUGUUAUUGUAUAUUUGCAUACAGUUACUUAUUACGUGUAUUUUUCUUUUCAAAUGUUUUCCUAUUAUUAUGCUGGUCAUAUCCAUUACUGUUAAUGUUUAUAUACCAGUAAAAUGUGUUAUUUAUAAGAAGGAAAACACCGGUAAGAAAGGAUCAACAACGAUUUGUUUUCUGUUGUAUAUAAUUAUGACGAAUAAACUAUGGAAAUAAUACC
Gigantopelta aegis is the source of this 5060-nucleotide messenger RNA. Its product is annotated as ionotropic receptor 25a-like. Gene Ontology annotation, biological process: modulation of chemical synaptic transmission; monoatomic ion transport; synaptic transmission, glutamatergic. The coding region runs from base 133 to 2913 and encodes 926 amino acids. The record is from RefSeq and is a predicted model, not a curated record. Lineage: Eukaryota; Metazoa; Mollusca; Gastropoda; Neomphalida; Peltospiridae. Gene Ontology annotation, cellular component: postsynaptic membrane; plasma membrane. The transcript is spliced from 15 exons. Gene Ontology annotation, molecular function: glutamate-gated receptor activity; transmitter-gated monoatomic ion channel activity involved in regulation of postsynaptic membrane potential.